This is a messenger RNA of Bursaphelenchus okinawaensis, 2828 nucleotides long. NCBI's taxonomy places the organism in Eukaryota, Metazoa, Nematoda, Chromadorea, Rhabditida, Aphelenchoididae. The record is from the annotation of a GenBank genome assembly.
AUGAAUCUCCAGAUUCUCUGUUCUUGUUUACUGUUCGGUACUAUCGGGUUUGGUACUGUUGGAGCCGCCACUGAGGAUCCGAAAUGGUCACCUGUAGAUCGAUAUGGUCAUUCCAUAUACGAUUCCGAGCUUCAGCCAGGUAAGAUUAUAUUGUUUUAGGUUUACAGAGAAGUUUAUUGCAUCGUAUCUUGAAUUCAUGGUGAAGUAAUAGACUAAUGAAGCUGUAUAUCCGCUUUACAGUAACAUACUGAUCAUUUUUACAUCUGUACGGUAAUAGCUUGUUAAUAUCUUUGAAGAUACCAUCGUAUUAAUGUAAAAUACCAUGGUAUAUCCAUCGCAACUCAGUACAUCGUAUCUUUUCCUUGUAGAAACGGUAAAACCAGCAAACGAAGACGAGGAGCGUCUGGUGAUUGACAUGUUCCAAAACUACAAUCAUUUGAUUCGCCCGACACCGUGCCACAACAGUAGCGUCGUCUUCGUGGAGUUUGGUGUAGCCAUGAUUCUGUUGAUUAACGUCGACGAGAAGAACCAGAUCAUGCAAACCAAUGUGUGGCUGACUUUGAAGUGGAACGACUGCCAGUUCAAUUGGAAUCCGGCUGAUUAUAGAGGUCUGGAGAGUAUGAGAGUACCAGUACAUCGCGUUUGGGUACCUGAUAUUGUUCUCUUUAACAAGUGAGUAUUUUGAUAUUUUAUUUAUUAUGUAUUUAAAAAUAUGUCUUCUGGGAGCUUUUUACGCUAUUUCGUUGUAAGAAUCGCCUUGCUGUAGUCAAACCCUCGUUAUCUGAAACUUUCUUUUAUGUGCAGCCUGCGGCGCGAUUUUCGAACUGCGCCCUUUCUUUCUAUGGGAGUAAGAACUAGCCUAGACUGUGCAGCUGUUUUCUGAAUAAACUUAUGAUGUUACGGUAAUUUUUAGACAAGAAAUUUAUUUUUAUAAACAUGUACGAAUAUAUAUUGUUAUAGCACUAUCACAACAUAUUUUCCCAAAUUUAAAAAACAAUUUUACUAAAAACAUCUAUUUAUAUCACCAAGCAAGAUUUAUUUGACUCUCUGGUCUUUAUCAUAAUUGGUUUUAUAUUGAGCGAGUGUAACAUGUUGAUGUUGUGCCAAACAACGUUCCGGGUAUUCGAAUACUGGUGUGUUUGUGGUCUGCUUCCGCUUAUUUUUCCGGCUUUUUCAAAUCGAAUUACCGGUCGUAACACGCUUUUUCCAGCGCUGAUGGCAAUUACGAAGUGUCAUACCACAGUAAUGUAGAAGUAGAUUACCGUGGCAAUGUCACGUGGGUACCUCCGGCCAUCUACAAGAGCUCGUGUCGGAUCGAUGUCGAGUACUUUCCAUUCGAUGAGCAGACUUGUCAGCUGAUCUUCGGGUCGUGGACCUACAACUCGGACGAGGUCAAGCUGAAGUGGUACAUGAACAAGAAGGCGGUCGAGUUGGAGGACUACAGCUACAGUGGCAUCUGGGAUGUGAUGCAGGCGCCCGGAGUGCUGGUGCAGGACAAAAGCAAAAUGCAGUUUCAAAUUGUGAUCAGGAGGUAAAUAUCAGAUGUUGAUCAUCUCUAGUAACAUAUAGUAGUAAAAGGGUGUAGUUGGGUCAAGGUAGGGUAGAAUACGGUAAAGUAAGGUAGAUACGAUCUUAUUUCUUAUAGUAAGCUACUACAUAUAUACAUGUACGAUAAUAACAAAGUCUAUUACAGAAAAACUCUUUUCUACACAGUAAUCCUCAUCAUACCUACAGUACUGAUGGCCUUCCUGAGUAUGAUGGUGUUCUACCUACCAGCUGAAUGUUCCGAGAAGAUUACUCUAGGGAUCUCUAUCUUACUGGCCUUGGUGGUCUUCUUACUUCUGGUAUCCAAGAUCCUUCCGCCAACUUCAGAUACGAUACCUCUGAUGGCCAAGUAUCUUCUCCUUACGUUUAUACUGAACAUUGUGGCCAUUGUGGUUACUGUAGUUAUCAUCAACGUGUACUUCCGAUCAGCCACGACUUCAGUAAUGUCGAAUACAGUAAGAGUAAUCUUCCUCGAGUUUCUGCCACGAUGUCUGAUGAUGAAACGACCUGAGAGGAUACCUAUAUUCAACGGUUACUUCGUCGAGGAGUACUGUGUCGAGGAGAUAUUCGAUGCCAGUAAGUGGGACUUACAGAUAUAUUUGAAAGAAGAUUCUGGAAUUGUUUUAAAGACAAUAUAGACGACAUAUCAUCUUAAUAUUACCAUAUUUCAGGUCUGAUCAUGCCCUCAAUCACAGCGACUAUAUUACCCUUCACAGAAGUGGGAAAGCGACGUCGCCCCUUGGUAGGCAAGCAUCACCAUAACUGUCAGGCACGGCGGGGUAAGAAUAGAACGUUCUCGACCUUACGAAGACCACCGCCCGAGGAAACCAUCGACCGACAGAAGAUACGAGACGCGGCCGAAGAUCUACUCAGCGGUCGAUACACGUUCGGCCCCAAGUUGAACAUGGAGGAGAAGAACGCCGAGUUCGGGCAUGAGCAGAGGAUGAGUCAGGACCUGCAGAGUACCGUGGAGAGUAUCGCUUUCAUCGCGGAACACAUGAAGUGCGAGAUGAGCGACAAGAAGGUAUAGUAGUGAGAGAGAUAGCUAGCUAAAUUAUUUAUUUUUUAAUGAAAAAUCAAAUCUUUAGGUAAGAGACGACUGGAAGUACAUAGCCAUGGUGAUCGACCGUCUUCUACUGUUAAUAUUCUUUGGUAUUACAUUUGGUGGUACCAUUGGUAUCAUCUUCUCGGCUCCACAUGUGUUUGACUAUGUUGAUCAGCAUGAAGUGAUCAAACGAUUGAUCGCGGAAAGCCGGUUGGACGCUGAAUCUGGGUUUACUUAG